Trichomonas vaginalis G3 is the source of this 321-nucleotide messenger RNA. RefSeq names its product organellar and viral DNA polymerase type B. NCBI's taxonomy places the organism in Eukaryota, Parabasalia, Trichomonadida, Trichomonadidae. Bases 1 to 321 code for a protein of 106 amino acids. The transcript has a single exon. The record is from RefSeq and is a predicted model, not a curated record.
AUGAACCCGCAAUGUUCUAAAUGUAAAGCAGCAAUUAGGAAAUAUAACUACUCCGUCAAAGAGAUAGAAAGAAUGCGAAACGACUAUGCAGAUUUAAAGAAAGAAGCAGAAAAGCCAGCAGAAAAUAAAAUGAACAUGUUAGCAUUUCUGAACAAAAACUAUCCAACUGCAGAAGAUUUCCUUCUAUCUGACGUCAAGAAGAAGUAUAAAGAAACUUUCGGCAUUGUUAAAACUUUUGACAUACUGACAGAAGAAAUAGAAGCUACGAAAUUGUUUAGGAUUUCAAAUAUACAUCGUACAAUUCAUGUAAAACGCUUGUGA